Fulmarus glacialis (Northern fulmar) is the source of this 405-nucleotide messenger RNA. RefSeq names its product myeloid-associated differentiation marker-like. Lineage: Eukaryota; Metazoa; Chordata; Aves; Procellariiformes; Procellariidae. The record is from RefSeq and is a predicted model, not a curated record. The transcript is spliced from 2 exons. The annotation marks the transcript as partial. Gene Ontology annotation, cellular component: membrane.
UGCCUCUGCUUCCUCGCCUACGCCCUCGAGGUGGGGCUCACCCGCGCCAAGCCGGGGGACAUCAGCAGCUUCCUCUCCACCGUGCCCGGGCUCCUCAAGGUGUUUGAAGCCUACGUGGCCUGUCUCAUCUUCUCCUUGCUGGAUACCGGUUUGGAAGCCGGCCUGCAGUGGUGCGUGGCCGUCUACUCCAUCUGCUUCAUCGUCACUCUCCUCGUCAUCAUCUUCACCAUUGGCCGGUGCCUCACCUACAUGCCCUGCCCGCUGGAGAAGCUUUGUGUUUUGAAUUGGAACUGCUGGUGGGACAAGCGCCUGGGGGUCACCUUCCUCACCAUCUUCAACCUCAUCGCCUACUUGGUGGACCUGGUCUACUCCACCAAGAUGGUCUUCAUCAGGGCACCUCCCUAA